AUGGGAACAACACAAUUGAAUAAUAGCGAAUUCGACGAAUCAUUCACAGAAAAGAGUGUUCGUUUUGAUAGUAUGGCGGAACAAACUACCAGUAAGCAAGAUGCGAAAAUCCUCGUGGUCCUAAAGGUUUCGGUUUCCUUCAUGGAGGGCCACAUAGAGUUGAUCCACACGAAAGACCUCACGAUAGAGUUGAGAGAAGAGAUGCGCACCAUGGUCCUCCUCACACUCGGGAAUUUAGACAUGGACCUCAUUUCGUGCAUAAUCCAAAAAAAGAAUUUGAUGGCGAACGCGGUUAUGGUCCUCAAUCUGAUUCGGAGGCAGAAUUUCAUCGUAAACCAAGACACCAUGGAAAACCUAGUCGUCAUUCUCAUGGUUUUGGCCCCCGUGAACGUGGAGAUAGACCUCGAGCGCAGACAUAGGCCUCGAGGUGGUUCUCACGGUAGAUUUGAAACCGAAGAACUUGAUCAUAUUCCUCGGAAACACCCUCAUGGAUUCGGUCCUCGUGGUAAAUUUAGGACUGAACAAAAUGAAAAGCAAUUCCAUCGUGGAAAACCUGGAAAUCGUGAAUGCAGUCCUCACGAGGAUCUUCAGUCUCGAAUGAAUGGUAACGGAGCUCGUGACAUCAUGGUGGGCCCCCUUCGUUUAAAACGCACGAGCAUGGACGCAGAAAUAAAUAUGAACAUGGUCCCCGCGGUAGAUUUGAGAGGGAAUUGGAAAAUCUCUCUGACCAUUCCGAAAAUUAUGGGCACGAAAAUCGUCUUCGUGGUCAUAGAUUUGAACAUCGUAGACACGGAUCUGGAUCAGAUUAUUCAGGUAAAAGUUUUAGACAUCAUCGUGGUGGUCGUAGGUUUGAAUGCCGUGGGCACGAAUCCAAGCCGGAAUUCGGACCAAACCACUUAA
Molecule: messenger RNA, 900 nt
Organism: Acaulospora colombiana
Lineage: Eukaryota; Fungi; Glomeromycota; Glomeromycetes; Diversisporales; Acaulosporaceae
Source: the annotation of a GenBank genome assembly